AUGGAUAAAGCAUUUGAUGAAAUUAUUGGAAAUGACCACACAGAAGGCUCAGCUAACCAUAAGGUAACAAGAUACCGCAGAAGAGAUUUAAGAAAUGAAUUGGGCCCUAGACUGGGGUUCGCAUCUUCAGAUCCUGCAUUGAGAUCAGAUGAACAUUUUCAUCGACAAAAGGAAGAAUCUCCUUUGCCCAAGAGAAUUAGAAUAUCCAAGAUCCCAUUAGACGUUUCCGAUUACACCCUUGAUGAUAUGUUUAAAGAGUUUGGGCCACCAACUUUUUCGAAAAUUUUUGACAAUAAAGAAGAUCGUACAUGUCUUUACGAAUAUGAAGAUCCAGAACUAAUGGAAAAGAUUGUGGAACUUUAUAACGGACAUGAAUUGAAUGGCGCCAAAAUCGUAGUGGAAAUUUACCAACCGCAAAGAAAGCAAUCUAGAGUUAGUUUACACAACCGUCGCAAGAAAGGAGACCAGGAAUAUGGUAGAGGUAGACCGGGAAGUCAUUAUCGCCAAAAGCCCAGCAGAGUCUCUAAAAAGAGCAAGGGCCGUGAAAAUAACACUCCAACUUCUGUUGAAGCUCUGGAUGCUGAAUUGGAUGCUUACAUGAAAGGAUAA
Messenger RNA from Saccharomyces mikatae IFO 1815, 609 nucleotides. It is a transcript of the gene YRA2, whose product is annotated as Yra2p. Bases 1 to 609 code for a protein of 202 amino acids. The transcript has a single exon. The record is from RefSeq and is a predicted model, not a curated record. NCBI's taxonomy places the organism in Eukaryota, Fungi, Ascomycota, Saccharomycetes, Saccharomycetales, Saccharomycetaceae. Gene Ontology annotation, molecular function: RNA binding.